Messenger RNA from Knipowitschia caucasica, 1083 nucleotides. The record is from the annotation of a GenBank genome assembly. NCBI's taxonomy places the organism in Eukaryota, Metazoa, Chordata, Actinopteri, Gobiiformes, Gobiidae.
AUGGGUGAAGUGCUGACUUUUCUGGACUCGCACGUUGAAUGUAACGUGGGAUGGUUGGAGCCACUACUGGAGCGAGUCUAUUUGGACCGCAGGAAAGUUCCCUGUCCAGUUAUUGAGGUCAUCAGUGAUAAAGAUAUGAGUUACGUUCUAGUUGAUAACUUUCAGCGUGGUGUUUUUAAAUGGCCUCUGGUGUUUGGAUGGAGUCCACUGUCUGAAGACUACAUUAAGAAAAACAACAUGACAAUAGCAGAUCCAAUCAGAUGUCCUGUCAUGGCUGGAGGACUGUUCUCCAUAGACCGGAAUUAUUUCUAUGAACUUGGUGCCUAUGAUCCCGGCUUAGAUGUGUGGGGAGGAGAGAAUAUGGAAAUCUCAUUCAAGAUCUGGAUGUGCGGAGGAGAAAUCGAGAUUAUCCCUUGUUCCAGAGUGGGUCAUAUUUUCAGAGGGCAAAAUCCUUACAAGUUCCCCAAAGACAGGCAGAAAACAGUGGAAAGAAAUCUGGCCCGAGUCGCCGAAGUGUGGCUUGACGACUACAAAGACCUCUUCUACGGACACGGAUAUCACCACCUGCUGGACAAAAACAAUAUCAACAUCGGGGACCUCACAGAACAGAUGGCUCUGAGGAAAAAGCUCAAGUGCAAGAGUUUCCAAUGGUACCUGGACAACGUGUACCCGGACGCUGAUGCCCCCGUGGUCAAAGCAGAGGGAUUGGUGUUCAAUCAAGGUUUGAGGAAAUGUCUCACACUCCAUAAAGGAUCGCUCGUCUUUGAGACCUGUGAUCUCAAUCUGCAGAGUCAGCACUUUAAUUACACUUGGUUGAGAAAUCUCCAGCAGCAGAAUGUUUGCAUUGGCCCACAGAGCAAAGAAGGCAGUGUUGGCUUGUUCUUGUGUGACCGGGCCAGUGCACGACUCAGAUGGUACCACAAACUCAACAACAACUUAUUGGAUAAUCACCUCAUAACCGACUACUUUACCAGUCACAUGUGUCUUGAAGCCGGGACCAAAGGAGAUGGAGUUCUAAUGCGAUCCUUCAGCGUGACUGGAAUGGCUUCGGUGGUGGACUUUUCUGAGGGGCUUUUUGUGUGA